AUGAGAAAAUCUUCAAUCUCUCUCUUCUCCCACCUCACUCGCCUGAGACUCAAAUCCUCCGCUCCUCCUCUUCUUUCCAGAAAUUACAUUUCCGACCACCCUUUCUCUUCCCCCUCUCUGCCGCCGGUCUUAUCGGCACGUUUCAGUCCUUGUGCCAUAACCCAUGAAUCGGUCUCCCAAAACAGUCUAUUCCAAGCAAACCCAUCUCGAAAUAUGAACACCCUCGUCGAAUCAUCGCCUCAAAUUUCCUCCAGGUAGAGAAAAUCCAUGGAAAAAUCGAACCUUGAAAAAGCUUUCCAGUCUGCAAAAACCACCGAAGAAAUGCUUGCGGCUUUCAAGGCCAUGAAGUCGGCUUUUGAAGAGAGGGUGCUCGGCAUGGCUGCUCUGAAAGUCGGUCUCAAGCUUGACCAGGACCAAGAAGGUGAAGAUCCUGAAAAGGCUCUAUCUUUUGCUACCAGAGCAUUGAAGGCUUUGGAUAGAGAUGAUAGCGGUAAGCCCUCUUUGGUUGUUGCCAUGGCUUUACAAUUGAUGAGUUCUGUUAAUUUUGGAUUGAAAAGGUUUAAUGAUAGUUUGGGGUACCUUAAUAGGGCUAAUAGAGCAUUGGGUAGAUUAGAGGAGGAGGAUUUUGAUGUUUGGGAUCUUAGGCCGGUGUUACACGCUGUGCAGCUUGAAUUGGUGAAUGUGAAGAUGGCAAUGGGGAGGAGAGAUGAGGAUUUGGAAGUGUUGGAGAUUAAGGAAUUGAUGUUGGAGAAAGAUAGUACUGAACUUGGCAAGGGACACCGUUUGGCAGAGGCAUAUGUAACUCUUUUGAACUUUAAGGAUGCAUUAGGAUUCUGUAUGAAGGCAUUGGAGAUUCACAAAGAAAAGUUGGGGCAGAAUUCGGUUGAGGUUGCGCAUAACAUGAGGCUUUUUGCGGUUAUUUAUAAAGGGUUGGAGGAGCAUGAGAGGGCAUUGGAGCAAAAUGCAUUGUCACAAAGGGUUUUGAAGAAUUGGGGUCUUAGUUCCAACUUUCUUCAUGCGGAUAUUGAUGCUGCUAAUAUGCAGAUUACCCUGGGAAACUUUGACGAGGCUAUUAAAACUUUGAAGCGUGUUGUUUAGCAGAUAGAUAAGGCAAGUGAGACUAGGGCACUGGUGUUUAUCUGGAUGGGAAAAGCAUUAUGUAAUCAGGAAAGAACGGCAGAUGCAAAGAGAUGUUUGGAGCUUGCUUGUGGAAUUUUUGACAAGAGAUAGACAGUCUCUCUAGUAGAUGUUUCCGAAGCAUACUCGGAGAUAACAAUGCAAUAUGAAACUAUGAAUGAGUUUGAAACUGCAAUUUCACUGUUAAAAAGAACAUUGGCUUUGCUUGAGAGGCUCCCACAAGAACAGCACUCUGAAGGAAGUGUUUCAGCUAGAAUAGGGUGGUUACUUCUGUUGACCGGCAAGGUCUCACAUGCUAUUCCUUACUUGGAGAGUGCAGCUGAAAGGUUGAAAGAGAGCUUUGGUCCCAAGCAUUUUGGCGUCGGCUAUAUUUACAAUAACUUGGGGGCAGCAUAUUUAGAACUAGAGAGACCUCAGUCAGCUGCACAGAUGUUUACUAUUGUGAAGGACAUCAUGGAUGUCUCACUGGGUCCCUAUCAUGCUGAUUCAAUUGAGUCAUGCCAGAACCUCUCAAAAGCAUAUGCUGCCAUGGGAAGCUUUGUCCUUGCAAUCCAAUUCCAGCAGCGAGUGGAUGCUUGGGAAGGCCACGGACCAAGUGCUGAAGACGAACUCAAAGAAGCACACCGAGUUCUCGAGCAAUUGAAGUUUAAAUCCCGUAACACAUUUGCAAGUAAUGAAUUUACUACAAAGGCCUUACCUAUACCCCAGACCCAAACGCAUGCAUCUGACAGGAGUUCACAAGGCCGAUUUGCUGUGAAUUAAAAGUGUUU
Molecule: messenger RNA, 1907 nt
Organism: Malus domestica (apple)
Lineage: Eukaryota; Viridiplantae; Streptophyta; Magnoliopsida; Rosales; Rosaceae
Product: protein KINESIN LIGHT CHAIN-RELATED 1
Molecular function (GO): protein binding
Source: RefSeq, a predicted model, not a curated record